Molecule: messenger RNA, 9672 nt
Organism: Xyrichtys novacula (pearly razorfish)
Lineage: Eukaryota; Metazoa; Chordata; Actinopteri; Labriformes; Labridae
Source: the annotation of a GenBank genome assembly
GCAUUGCAAUCUCCCACAAUGCACCUCUGCUGUCACAACAACACUUCGCCAUUUCAGGGGGGGCUCUAACUCCCGCGAAGGAAUUAGGUCAGUCAAGCGGAGGUGCCAGGCUCUGGCUGUUUCUUCAUUGAAAACAUCUCUCACUUCGUCUCUUUUUUACACCCACAAGGCUUCGUUCUUGUGUUCAGAUGCGUUUUACCCGGCCGAUGCGGAUGAGUUUUUCUAGUGCGGGCCCGGGCUGAAGCGUCAAAGUCAGUUGGAUUUCCCUGCUAACAGCCAGAGAGCUAGCUGAGUGUCAACAACAAGGUAAGAUAGUUGUGUUGUAGUUAGGUAAACUCACAAAUGUGUCACAAUGAAAUGAGACUGGAGCCAUUCUGUAGAUUAAGUUUGCUCCAGUGAAGGAUUAAGUGUGCUGUUGUAUAGUUAGUGUGUUUACAGCUAGCGUAAACCGUGCUAACUAAGCUACAGUAAUGCACGUUAGUACUGCGCAAGUUCAGUCUGUGUUUUAGGGCAACUUAAGGGAUUGUUGAAAUAUUCAGAUCAUUCAUUUUUCCUGAACUUAAACGCAGCUCCGCGAGUUACAGAGUUUGAAUGUUUUGCUUCCGUCUAACAUCAAUAUGUUGACGGGUACCUGCUGAAGCGUGGCCUCUGGCUAAUGCAGCGUACCGUAAUAUCACGCAACAGCAGCAUUUCCUCUGAAAUCUGCAGCAUCAGAGCUGAGAUCAUCAUGAAUGAGUAAUAUUACUUUAUCUAGACUGUUUUCUUCAGUGUCAUAUGAGACAGUUUAACAUUUCCUCUGCACGUAAACACCAAUCUGAGAGAGAAAGAGAGGGGCACAUGUUAACAACGAUUACACAUAAUAACAGGUAAUAAUGAAGUGCAGGAAGGGCCACUUGUUCAAGCAGAUAAAGUUUAGGUGUUUUAAUGCGAAGUUUUAAGGUGAUUUGUUAAAUGUAGAGAUUUUUAAUUGAAUAAGUGAACAGAAGAAUACAACUUAAUCCAAACAAACCUGAUUAUACAAUAUAUACUCAGAUUUGUUAGAAGAGUGGCGUUAAAUAUGCCCUAUUAUUAAUUUAACAAAUACACCAAACCGUCUUGUACUACCAUGAAUUUCUAAUACAGAUGAUCUGAUAUUAGUUUUUCAACUGCUGAUGCUGAUAUUAAGAGGCCAGUAGCUGAUAUGUAAUACCAAUAUCAUAUUGAUUUUAUUUAUUUUUCUACAAUGUAUCAUUCACAUUAACAAACAAAACAAAACUGCUGAAUUUGAAUGAACAUAAUAUAACUAUUAGCCUUCUUUGGCGUUGGCUCAAUAUAAAAAACUUGCCAACUUAAAUCAUUAAAACUGAGAAAAUACAAAAACAAAUCAAAAUAAUUAGAUAUUCAUUCUUCUGUGUUUGUAUUACACUCUUGCGUUAUGCUGUGAUUUGUAGCUCAUGACUAAUGUUUACAUCUGAAGUGGCAUUGAACUGCAUUAUCCUACGAGUACAUCAGGACAGACUUUUUAGUUAACAAAAGUCAGUAAAGAUGGCCUUUCAAAAUGCCAUCAAUCAGCCAAAUUAGUUGGCCGAAUGCAGAUUUUAAUACUCUAACAAUAGAAAGGUCAUCUUGCUGAUUAAUUAUGUAAUUUAUGACUAUGAUUAUAGUUAAAACGAUGAAUUUUGAAGAUAAAGAAUCUUGUUUACAUCUUCAGUCAUGAUGUGCCAUGCUAGGGUGUAUAGGUUUGUUUUCGUUUGCCUCUUGUGCGAUGAAAAAGACAACAACUUUUAACAAAUCAACAAAUUUUAAAAGUUCAGUUCUCCAUAUUUGAUCAUGUUUUACUCUAAAAUGGUAAAUACUCUGCUAACUCAUUAACAUACAACCAACAUGCACUCGUUAAACAGUAUUUGUACGAUCAUAUUGUGAAUUGAAUUUGCCAUGCUGUGGUACAUUUUUCUUUUGCCCUGUACAUAUUUUACUGGUUACCAGAUCAAGUAAUACCAUUUCAAUGAGACGAAUGAGCCUGUUUGGGUUUCUAGUCACGGUGUGUCAUGUAUGCUUGCCAUCAUCUGUGCAAUCACGAUUCAGGUUGCUGGCAUUUGUUGGUACUUGCCUCUUGACUCAUCUUGGUCCUUAAAAGAGAUUUCAUAUGUCCGUUCAUUCAGAGUAAACAAGGACUGAGAAGUCUGUACCUGAGUGGGAUUAUCUGAAGUUAGCCACUAGUUCAUGCCACAUAUGGUAUCACUGUGCUACCUUGUCUGGAUGAACAGAGGCACCUUUUUUUCUGCCUGAAAUUUGUAAUUGGUGAGUUACUAAUUUUACCACAGUAUAAGUAUUUUAAGUGCAGUUGUCAGGUUUUGCAAGGCUCAAGAAAAGAAUGUGUUUUUAGGCAUAGAUAGGUUUGAAUCAGUCAAGUUACUCAUAUCCCCAGGCUGAAUAAGUGAUAUCUAUUCUGAAAAGUAGGAAUGUGUAUGUAAGUCACUAUUACUCCCAGGAUGCCUACAAGAAUAGGGGAAUUUGUCCUUGGACACCUGAUGGAUUUAGUUCAGUUGAUUCAUAACCCUGUAGAAAAUGGUAAUGUUGUCUGCUUUGUCGUUGAAGCGUCAAUACAAGCUCGCUAUCUCUAUUUCUCAGGAUGAAGAGGGUGAAAGGAGGAGAGGAGGGCAGCAACGGCUCCUCCAGUAAGAGUCCACCGGAAGCCCGCAAGAAGGUUCGCAAGCAGAUGAGCGAGGAGUCAGAGGCUUUGGUCGAGGCCAGUCAGUCCGCAGACGGCGACUGGGCCAGACUGCCUCAGGAGCUCCUGCUCCACAUCUUCCAGUAUCUCCCACUGCUGGACCGAGCUUAUGCCUCUCAGGUGUGCCGCGGCUGGAACCAGGCGUUCCACAUGCCCGAGCUGUGGAGGUGCUUUGAGUUUGAGCUGAACCAGCCCGCCAGCUCUUACCUGAAAGCCACACAUCCAGAUCUCAUCAAGCAGAUCAUUAAGAGGCACUCCAACCACUUGCAGUAUGUCAGCUUUAAGGUACGGAUAGAAACCAUGGCAUGAUGCUUUUGUUCAUCAAUGAGUCAGUGCUCUGACUUCUUUGAGGACCAUCAUAUUAAUUUUCCUCUUUCCUCAACUAAACUUUGUUUUGUAUUGGCAGGUUGACAGCAGUACAGAGUCUGCAGAGGCAGCAUGUGACAUUCUGUCUCAGCUAGUGAACUGCUCAUUGAAGACCUUGGGGCUCAUCUCCACAGCCAGGCCUAGUUUCAUGGAGGUUCCAAAGGUAAAGCUAACGUUACCAAAGAGAUGGAUCUGAGGGGGAAUCACAGCUGUUGUCUAAUGGCCAAUUGUAUUUAGAAUAGAAUAUUCCUUUAUUGUUCCCUCAUGGGGGAAUUUUUUUUGCCACAGCAGCAACACAGACAAAGUGCAAAAAUGCCGUUAUAAAAAGAAAGAUGGUGAUAUUAAGAACUUAAAUGUUACAAUUAAGAAAAAAUUUAAAAAAGGAAAAAGGGAGAAGAAAAUAAGACUAUAUACAAUAUAGACAAUUUAAGUACUGGAUGAAUGAAUGAAUAAGGAGAUGAAAAACAGAUGAUGAUGAGGUAUCAGGAUGGUCAUGGUUAAGUAGCUGUACAUGAAUGUUGAUUAUUAAAUAGAUACAGGUGUGAGUCCAGUUUUGUUACAGUUUGUUGUAAAGUCUUAUUGCAGAAGGGAGGAAUGACCUGCGGUAGCGCUCCGUCUUAUGCCUUUUAUAUAGUCGUGUUGUAGAGUUAGCAAGUUAAAUCUGUUGAAGGGAUGUCUUCUCUUUAAAAAAAAUGUCUUAUCUGAGUGUGAGGCUGAAAGCAGCAGUGUUUGUUCUUGUGCACAGCCAAGGACAAGGAUGUAAUUACUUCCAAGGCUUCAGGGCGCAGGAUGUUAUUUUAGCUCCUCUUCGUUUUGUCUCUCAGAUCCUUGAUAUGAACUCAUGACGAUUAUAUGAUUAUACUGUCAGGGGAGUUCAGUGUAUGGGACACUUGGGGAUGUAAACGGAAACCCAAAACCCCUAAUCACAUGUCUAGCCUCCUUGUUUUUUUAUAUGUUGUCUUUAGAGACAGUAGAAUCCUGAAGGACAUUUGCACGUCUGCCACUAUCUGUCACUUUCCCCUUUUAUUGACAAACUCAAUGCCGACAUUCUUCUUUUGCAUGCUUUGGUUGCAGGGAUUCAUGGGAUCUUUCUGAUCCUUGACCUCUUCCAAAAUACUCAACUAAAUUUCUCCAUUGUUUUGUUCUUUUGUGUGCGAAUGAUAAUCAAAGAGAAGAGCUGUAGGCAAAAAGAGACAAAAGCCUCGUAUUUGAUUUAGUUUUUUUUUACUAUAUUUCAUAUCUAAAUGACUCGUAGGUUUCUCCAUCUGUUCAAGAAAUGUAGUGAUACUAAGCCAGACUUUUCUAGAAGCAGGUUUAUCACCGUACACUGCUAGCAAGUUGAAAUCCAGUCAUCAAUCCUAGGGCUAUUAUUUUGACACCAAAUAUAUUGACAUGGGUAAGAUGAUGUCGGUAAUUGUGUAAGUUUUGGUAUCUGUAAAUUUUCAGUUUAUCGCCCAGCCCUAAUCAAUCCUGUACUUCAUAAUGAGACUAUGAGCCCCCGAGUAAAUGCUGUCACAUUUGCAGUUAUCACUAAAAUUUCAGGAGGCAGAGACUUCUCCAUUUGAACCUUUUUAUUAAAAUUUUUGGCACAUAUCUGAUUGUCACACUCAUAGAUCUCAAUUCAGUUUAGAUCAGUGGUUCUCAAGUCUAGUCCUCGAGGCCCACUGUCCUGCAUGUUUUGGAUGUUUCCCUGCUCCAACACACCUGAUUCAAAUGAUCAGCUCGUUAUCAAGCUCUGUAAUGGCUUAAUAACGAGCUGAUCAUUUGAAUCAGGUGUGUUGGAGCAGGGAAACAUCCAAAACAUGCAGGACAGUGGACCUUGAGGACUGGUUUAGAUCAUAAACUUGUAAAAGUUUGUGUGGUCAAAACAAAUUCAAAAAUAAACCUUCAGAAUUAUUCACGCACUUAUUUCAUUUCAUAGCAUGUUGAUUACAGAUAAACUUCGUCAUACUGAUCCUGAGUCACUCGUAAAAACUGAAACCACUGGUGCCAGUCUGUUUGUGCUGAGAGCAGCUGAGCGUCUCAGACAAUACUAUCAUUCAUUGUGUCUUUCUUUUUCCUACAGUCUCACUUCAUCUCAGCCCUGACUGUGGUCUUUGUCAACUCCAAAUCGCUUUCUUCUCUGAAGAUCGACGACACGCCCGUGGACGAUCCCUCAUUAAAGGUGUUGGUGGCCAACAACAGCGACACCCUCAAACUGCUGAAGAUGAGCAGCUGCCCUCACGUGUCUCCUGCAGGUACAGAAGCCCUCUGUCAACAUUUCAGUCCCUCCAUUCACAGAAGCCGCCUUGUCACGUCGGUUUGUUUAUUUAAUACUACUGCUGCUGCUGCUGCUGUUGGAUGAUAUCCAGGGGUGAAUAUUUUCGAGCCCUGCCCGUGUUUCAGUUUCAUUCCAGUGUUUUUGAUUUCUGGUUUGAGUUACAAAGUUAUUCUGAGUGUGUAAUUAAACGUUUGCAGGACACGUUCUAAAUGAGCUGUUGCGUGGUUAUCCACUUCUCCAUCUCUCAUGCUUUUUCCUGGAACUGUUUUUUGAGUUUGGCUUUGAUAUUGACUGCUGAUUUGACCACAAUUUGUCUGGCUCGUAUAAAAGUGCUUUUUAUAGCUGAGAAGGGUUAUUUUUUUUCUCCUUGUUAAUCGCCACAUCUCAGGAACAGUUUGCUUAUUCAAGAAAAGAAACCCAGCUGAAUUUCAUGGCGAGGUAUUUAAAAAUCCAUCUCUGUUUUUCGCAGGGAUCCUGUGUGUGGCUGAUCAGUGUCAUGGGCUGAGAGAGCUGGCUCUCAACUACCACCUCCUGAGCGAUGAACUGCUGCUGGCCCUCUCCUCGGAGAAACACGUCCACCUGGAGCACUUGAGGAUCGACGUGGUGAGCGAGAACCCCGGCCAGCACUUCCACACCAUCAAAAAGAGCAGCUGGGACGCCAUGGUGCGGCACUCUCCGAAAUUCAACUUGGUCAUGUACUUCUUCCUGUACGAGGACGAGUUCGGCCCUUUCUUCAACGAGGAGAUCCCCGUCACUCAUCUCUACUUCGGCCGCUCGGUCAGUAAGGAGGUCUUAGGCCGCGUGGGGCUCCACUGCCCUCGUCUGGUGGAGCUGGUGGUGUGCGCCAACGGCCUGCGCCCUCUGGAUGAGGAGCUGAUCCGCAUCGCCAAGCACUGUACCCAGCUGUCGGCCAUCGGGCUGGGAGAGUGCGAGGUCUCCUGCAGCGCGUUCGUGGAGUUCGUCAAGAUGUGCGGCCGGAGGCUUUCCCAGCUGUCUAUCAUGGAGGAGGUGCUGAUCCCUGACCACAAAUACACCCUGGAUGAGAUCCACUGGGAGGUCUCGAAGCACCUGGGUCGGGUGUGGUUCCCUGACAUGAUGCCCACCUGGUAAAGAGAAGCCAAAGAGGCGCACGAGAGUUUCAAUUUGUGGUGUGGACCGUUUGUGUUUGUUUUUCUUUUUGCGUCAAAAAGCCUUUAAACGCUGAGCUGUAGUGUUCAUAUUCGGUGCCAACUGGGAGAGCUCAAACGUGCUGAACUCCUGCGAGGGGGCGUAGAGACAGAGAGGGAUGUAGUUGUGGCGCCUGACUGCUACACAAUGUGAACAUGUCGUGUAAACACCACAAAAAAAAAUCUCUGCCUGUUAGCUUCAACACGGACUGUGGAAUCCUGCUUUGCUUUAUGUGGAGACGGAACUCGCCACGCCGGCUUCUUCAGCUAAUAAACAGCCAGCGAAGCGAGCGAGCAGUCCAGGGGGAAUAUACGACUAAAAAAAAAAAAAAGCAAUGUUUUAUAACUGCAAAUUGAGUAAUAUGGACAUCGUAGCCUGGGUAUGAUAUUCUAUAAUAUGAGGAGUGAAUGAAUGUGUGUGUGCGUGAGUGUGUGUGUAGGUAUGCGUGUUCUAGUGUUUUGUAAUGUCGUGGAGAAAUUGGGGAAGAUUAGAUGCACAAUCGCAUGUUGUUACACUACCACUCAGCCUCCUUCAAUUCAGAUAGCAGCUCUGCACUCUAACAAUAUUCAGCAUCGGAGGUUUCCACACGGCUUUUUUUGUACAUAGUGUAUGCGACCGGCUGUGUUUGUCAGCUGAAGAUAAAAGGAGGGUUGGGGGCGGUUUUAAACGUGCAGAGGAGCGGCAGGGUCCCACACCAACCUUCAAAACGUAUUUAAGAAAGAAAGAGAAGCAGCGGUGUUUGACGAGAGCUCUGUCACGCUUUGAGGAGAGAGAAAUGUUGAAAAUGUCGGAAGUCAGCCGAGGAUAGAAACAGACACGUGUAUAUAGGUCUCUAUCUUUGUGAUGUGAAGGUGUACAGUGUUGAUUGAUGUCAUGGAUUUUUAUUUUUCGCCAUUUUUUUUUGUUUUUGUGUCCGGCAUCACAAAUCAUAUUGGCUCUACGAAUAGAUUUCUCCGUUUUGUACAGUCAGAGAUUUUCAAAGCACCUUAGAUGGAAAACCAAAUGAUAGUCAGGAAAACUAAAGUCCUUCUGCCAUGAUUUACUAAAGUUGGACUCAGAUUUUAUUGAUAAUUAUUUACCAGGAAAACGCUCAAUCAGAUUCCUGGGACAGUCUAUUGAAUUGAUAAAGAUGAAUAACUAAUAGAACAGAUUUGAUCAUUGAUGUAAAUAUAGAUAUAGUGCACAGAUUUGUCUGAAUUUGGAGGUAGAUAUUGGUGAGUUCCCAGACCUUUAAAUACAGAUUACGUUGUAAUUAUUCUGUAAUCUAGUCCCUGCAGCUUGCAGUGCACUCUGGGAAAAGCAAAACUAACUGUUUGUGUGUCUCAGUUGCAUUAUAUAUUUCCCUGAAUAGGUUUCAUUUUUAUCUUCUGCUAUUUGCCUGUUAAAGCUCUAAAACCUCUUGUGAAUAUCUGCCCUCCCACUCGUAUUAGUCCACAUUUACUCUGUAUCAUGUCACCACUUUUGUGCGCACAGCAGAGGAGGCAGUGUUCAUCUCAUCAUUCGAAACCUCGUCUCUACAGUUAUUGCGAGUUCUUCUGUCCAACACAGAAAUCCAUCCAUUUCAGUCGAAAGAGAUUUGGCAAGUCAGAUGAGUGAAACAAACUUUUUUUCCUUUAAUAAGGAAGUCAAAUGCAUCUGUAUAUAAAACGCUGUGUGUUUGAUUAUUAUGAAUAGAAAUGUACUUAUUUCUUUAUUUCGCCCUCUGUCGGGGUUUGAAGUUUCCUUAACCAACAGCUCGUGUCUUUUAUAAAACCAGAGUGCGAGUUCUCCUUUACUAGAUGGAUCUUUUUCAUACUGUAGUCGCUAGAGAAGAUAGCAACAGCGUAAUUUAUUGAUAUGAAUUCUGCUUUUGUAAAUUUGUGUUUUCAGUCAUACAAAAAAAGCAAUCAAUAUAACCAGCAGCCUACCAGCAACACCUUCAUUUCUGAUCUACAUCUGUGACUCAAGGUUUUGACGCAUGCAGGUUGUCCAAAAGUCUUUUUAAGAGUGAUUUUAACAAUGAUUUUAACCCCCGGUCCCAAAAACAAACAAACAGGAAAACUAAAAUUGACAUUCAAGUGAGGGAAUCAUAGCUUUGGUUUGAUUCUGUACAAAAGAGAGUUAAUGUUCCCUUUCCUGGAUCAUUUCCUCUAAACAGUCAUGAGAUAUAAAUUCGACUGAUUAACGUCAUAACAUAAUUCAAUUCUGCAUCAGAGGACAUUUAACUAUUCAGAAUUUUUGAGCCAAAACUUUAAUCGAGCACAUUUAGAGAUUUGAAUUCAAGAUUAAAUGUACAAGUUUAACAAAAGUUUGACAAGAAUUUGCUCGAACAAUCAUACUGAAGUGAAGUGAUUCUACGACAAGAAAUCAUUUUACGCUGUUGUGUCCAUUUGAGAUUAAAGUUCAAGAGAAUAUUUUAAUUUAAAUCUGUAAGUUUACAAAUCGGACCUGUUUUUGAUAAGAUUUCUUUUACUUACAAGGCUCUUAAAUGCCCCCAUAUCACAAGAACUGAUUACAUGACAUGCACUUGGUUGCACAUUGGCAAGCAUUCGAAUCUUUAAGAAGUGUUAUGGAAAAACUUUUUGACAACACCGCGUGUCAACAUGAUCUGAGAACCACCCUGAUUUAUUUUCUUCUCUCAGCCUUCACUUCUUUUUAAUUUCCAUCACACUGAACAUUUCACUCAGGCAGUCUCAUCAGAUUAAACGGACACAGUCAUCUUGAUCGCAAACCCUCGAGUCUAAAUGAACAUAACUAAAAAUGCCUGUUGAUGUUAUCGGUCUGUUUUCACUGAAUUAGAUACCUGUGCUGAUUGUCUGUGCUCAUGUACAUUAGCAUCUCAGUGGUACCAUAACAUAUCUCCUGAUUCUUUUUCAUCAUUUGUGCAGUGCUGUGGAAGAAGCAGCUCUAAAGUGAAGGUUGUGUCUCAAUAAUACUCUUCUGGAUUUAAUCAUUUUCCUGUCUUUAUUGGCUCUUCUUGAAAGAAACUUAACUACAGCUAUCUUAACCUCAGAGAGUAACUUUGAUUAGGAUUACACUGGUGUUGAUACCGCUGUCCUUUAGUUUUACUCCUGUAUGGUAAAUGCUCUGUCUUCUUUGCUUUACUGCUGGUCACCUGUCCUGAAAUUAAAGUUAUUGGUUUGGACAUGUGAUCUCAUACUGGUAAUAAAAACUUGUGAAUGUACUACUC